AUGGGUUUCUACGACUUCUGCAAGCCCAGACUGCGAACUGCUUCCAACUGGUCCCGCCGAGUCCACUACGCUGACCGAGACUCCGUCGCCUCCGCCACUGCUAGUUCCAAACAAGUUCACAAGAUCGAGGAGGACAAGUUCAUGAACGAUGCUUUCCGAAGGGCGCCAAGGGUCGAUUGUACAAAUAAGCCACCUAUUCUAUCACUUACGAAGUACUGA
Molecule: messenger RNA, 219 nt
Organism: Oikopleura dioica
Lineage: Eukaryota; Metazoa; Chordata; Appendicularia; Copelata; Oikopleuridae
Source: the annotation of a GenBank genome assembly